Molecule: messenger RNA, 4903 nt
Organism: Procambarus clarkii (red swamp crayfish)
Lineage: Eukaryota; Metazoa; Arthropoda; Malacostraca; Decapoda; Cambaridae
Source: RefSeq, a predicted model, not a curated record
GAGAGUGCCAGUCCUGAGAGAGUGCCAGUGCGCGCAGGUCCAGCACCAGUGCCACUGCCAAGAGGCGCCACCUCCCGCACCCCUCAAACAUUCUGUCGUGGUGGAGGAGUCAGCAAGGGUGCCACUACAGGCACUCAGGUGACCCUAGUGAGGGGCACCUCUGUGGCACACACCCCAGGCUCCGAGAGGAGGAGGGGUGUGAGAGAGAGAGGAUAGCAGGAUAGCAGGAUAGCAGGAUAGCAGGAUAGCAGGAUAGCAGGAUAGCAGCCCGUGCUGUCUCUUGACCCACAGUAUAGUGAUAUAUUGACCUCUGUAACCACAGGGUGUACCAACAGUUUCAGAAAAGUGUAUUAAGAAAGUUAAGAGAGAGAGAGAGGAGAAAGUUACGAGAGAGGGAGAGAGUCAGUUGUGUAAACAAAGUUACUCGUGACUGUAAGUGUGUCACACACCUGGAGGACUAGAGGAAGCUCGUGGAGAGACUAGAGGGGUUGGGACACAGGAUACGCGGAGAGAGGAAGUACAUAGACACGUUGAGAUAAAGAUAGGAGAGAAGAAGAGAGUCAGUAAAGGGAGGAACUACAAGUGUGGUGGGGGAUACUGUGAAGGAGAUGGUCGCUCACAAAGUUAUGGCACUUAUUUAGUGGAUUCGGGUCUUACCAGCCGGCCAGCCAGCCGGCCUCCACACAGCCGGCCUCCACCCAGCCGGCCUCCACCCAGCCGGCCUCCACACAGCCGGCCACAACUCUUCCCUCAUGUCAUACACCAGCAUUAUGUAUGACCUGUAUGACAGCGGGAGCAACAAGUCAGGAAGCAGCGGGUACUACAUGACCCACUCCUUCCCCCCCGGCACCCCCCAGGCCGCUGGCGCCGGCGUCGCCCCCAUCCCCAGGGGGCCACGACCCCCGUACUCCGCAGCACCCGGCGUGGCGCCCCCGAAACCGCAGCGGUACGCGGGCGGGCCCCAGGGGCCAGCGGGCGGGCCCCAUGGGCUGAUGGGGGUGAAGGGCGGCUUGCGGCCCUCGGCGCCCCCGCCAGGGCCCCCUACCGGGCCUGCUGACGGCCCCCGUCCACAACACAACAUGGCGCGCUCCUACUCCUACUCCUCCUCGUCUGAGGGCCUCGACCUGCUGUACUCCUCGCAGGAAAGGAUGUUGGCAGACGGGUACCUGUCGUCGCCUGAGCGCUCCCCGCGCCCUUACAGCAGCAGUGGGGGCGGCUCCACCUACAUCACACCCACGCCCAGCUACGAGGACCCUUACUACGGCGGCCAGUACGGCUCCCGCUCCGGCUCCGUCACUCCUAUCAUCGACGAGGAGGCCAGGUCUGCCUUCUACAGCAUGCGGGUGGAACAAAUGGAACGGCAACUGGCAUCACUGACAGGGCUGGUGCAGAAGGCAUUGCACACAGGUGUGGCCAGUUCCCCACGCCCAGAGAUAAUCCCCCUGGCACCCCCUCCUGCCGUAGUAGCCGCAGCAGCUGCUGCCGCCGCUGCUGCCGCUGCUGCUCAAGCCACUACAGAGAGAGAGGCAACGCCCACCAACAGGAAUUCCAACGACUUCCUUCAGGUUCCUACUAGCUCUUCCUUCUCCAAGGGUUCAGACGACACUUAUCUACGACCAGACACAAAGCCGCCAAAAUUAGGAAGGGGUAGAGAAAAGUCAGUCUCGUUUGAAAAAUCCGUGUCAUUCAGUGACGAUCUUCCAGAUUUGAGUACGCCGCCUAAACAACAUGUUCCUGCAGCUGAGAAACAGCCUAUCAAGCCGGCCAUCAAGUGCUCAACUCUCCCACGGAUGUCUUCCCAAGACUCGUUGAGAAAUUUUGAAGAGCCGUUGCGACCAAGCAAGCCCGCUCCUUCGCCUAAGCCACUACCGCCUCCCAAACCACCCAAUUUGAUGCUCACUCGUCCAUCUCUCUCGCUACAGAAUUCGACAGACUUACGCCUCUCCCCCGAAGUUUAUAACCAACUUCGGGUGCUACAGAAGAAGGCUAAGGAGCUUAGAACUGAUGUUAGAAAUCUCAGAAAGACAUCACAGGCUAAUGCGUUGACUAUGAAAGAAAUUCUUCGGGACACUGUCACCAAGAUAACGACGCUGCUACAGUCCAACGAGGCGUGUUUACUGCAGGGGUCAGCGGACGCGGAGAGGGUCAGGAUACAGCGUGAGGAGGCCUCAUACAGGCAAGAUAUGACCAAACUGGAUAAGGAUCUCUGUGACUUGGAGUUGAAGGUUGAGGAGCUACGCAACAAUGUCAUAAAUAGGCGACUACGUGUUAAUAUGUCCGAUGUAGAAAAUAUGGCAUUAAUAUUAUCUAGAUCAAGUAAAACAGUAGCUGACCUGAAAGCAAAAUUUCCAAUACUUCAAGAUGGUCUAAAAGGUCUUAUAUCUGCUGAAAUGGAAAAAGCCAUUUGUAAUGAAAAGUUCCUGAAAGAAGAGCCUGAUAAAUUGGAUAGUGCACUUCGGCGUUGUAAGAAGCUCACUGGUACCUUAGUAACGCUUAAGAGAUAUGUAUCUGCCACCAGGUUAGCCUCGGUGCAGGAGCAACGAGUUCCUCCUAAUGUUCCUGGUGGAGGUCCAAUUGUUGGUGUAGCCAAUGGUGAUCCUAGAGCCUCCUCUCCUACGCCUGCAGAAGAUGUACGGGCAUCAUCAGCUAAGCAGCCCGGUGUUGUCGCGGGCCCUCACCUGGCAUCCACCGCCGGAGUCGGAGCCAAUGGACAGCCGCGCCUACGUGCAGAGAACGCACUCGACGCUUUGUUAGACGAACUGCAGACCUUUGCCCGGCCACCAUCAGAAGCCAGUAGUCGCAAAAGUAGUGUGGAUGUGACCCCUGCAACACCCCUGGCCACUGUUGCACCUGCCUCCUUCACUGUCACUUCCACCCUUACUACCAGCACUGGAGUCAGGCGUCUACCAUCCUUUCCCAGCUCAGACUCUCAGUCUUCCCCGGUCAAGACACCUGCAACUGUGUUUCCUGGGGCAUCCAGCACUCUCCCAAGGGCUGCCAGUCAGGCACCCCCUCCCCCACCUCGAGAUGAGCACCGCCUCAGUUUCACAUCAACCACAUCAUCAGGUUCAGCUAGGUCAUCACCACGAGGAAGUAUAAGUGGAGAAUUACACCGUUUACCACCACCACCACCUCCACGUACAUCCUCUAGGUCACCAAUGCUGUCACCAUCAUCACCUAUAAGUCCAGCUCCAAGAUCAGCAUCAGUACCUCCAGGUGGCAUUGUGGCCACAAUGGUGGGUGGGGUGCUGAGGAAUGCUGAAGGUCGUGAACUGUAUGGUCCUGUGCUGCGUCAGCGGCCUCCACUAGGGCGGGGUUCAUUUAGUGAAGAAUCUACAGCUUCGUCUGCCUCCACUAAUAGUUCCACUAGUAGUGCUAAGGCAGGCCAGCUAUCCUCCAAUAGCAGCAGCACAGAGAGUGUCAAUUCUCAGGAAGGUGCAGCAGUGUCACGUCAGCAAAAUACCAGUAAUGUGCCUCCAACACCACCACCCAAACAGAGGCAAGAAAAUCUGGAGCAAAGACACCUGGAGCUUUUGAGGCGGCAGAAGCAGCUACAAGAACAAUACCAGAGGUUACAGUCACUGCAGAGGUCAGGAGGCCGUCCAACACCUUCAAAUAUAGACCUAAAAAAAACAGGGAGUGAAAGCAACUUGACAGCACGGUUGGGGCUGUCUCUGGCUCCUGCAGCACACGGGUCUCUUUCCAACCUCACUUCCCCCACCCCGUCACAUGUCUGCAACACAAACACCCUCCCCAAUCCUAAGACCUCUUCUGCCAUUAGCACAGGCGGUGGUGACACUCAUCUAACCACCAAACGCAGUAGUGGAGGCUUAGUCGAGACAGACAUUCUCUGAAGUGAAGUACGUCUAUUGAUAGGCCAAACAUGACGAAGUCCUUCCCUCUCUAACAGGAUUAGGAAAUGUAAAUAUGUAAAGUUUAUACAUACAUAAGAACUGCCAGCAGAAAUAAUUAAGGAAAAUUUACCUUGCAAUAUACGCUUCUUUUAGGACUCAUUUUGCAUCGUUUGACAAUGCAUAAUUUUUUGUCAUGGUUAUUUAGAAGUUGAUCUGUCAAAACAAAUCAAAACCUUUUUGCCUACAUGUUUUCUUAGAUAAACCAAGAGUAAGUUUUUGUUUUUUUUUUAACUUAGAGUUGAGACCCCAAAAUGUCAGAUACAACUAUUGCUCAACACCCAGGACAUGAAAGGCUCUCAUAUAUGAAAGCUUCAGUUACAGCUUUUCUCUGGGCUGACAUUGUACAUCAGACAGCAUUCUUGGCAGGCUGAAACUAUGCAUUAUAAAGUAGUUUUAUCAUGUUAAAACUAAAAUCAGAGGAUGAAUCUGACAAACCUGUUGAUAAGCUGUAACUAGAGUUUUCAUGAACUGUAAAGAAGUGCUAAAAUUAUGUUAAGAUGUUUGCAAGUCUGUGAUCUUAGGGUGGCUGCCUUGUGGUUGUCAUUAUUUCACACUUCAAUUUCAUAUAUCAUAUCAGUAAGGAAAGGAAACCUUAUAUAAUGAAAAUAUGGUAAGUAAGUAUCAGUCUGAGCACUCCUAGUGUGUAAUAUCUCAAUACUGUAAUUUGAGUAAUAAAUACUGGUGAAACCUUGUCAAUUAUUAUAUUUAGUGAAGCAGACAUUUUCAAAGUCAAUUCUGACGAUAUAAGUAUAAUAAGAAUUAAAUUUUACAGUACUUAUUUUAUGUAAAAUAUAUUUAAAGAACCCAAAAUACAGGUUACAAGAGUCAAAUUCAAAUGAUCAAAUUUUGAUUAGUUAAAAUAAAAAAUGUGAGAUACAGUUCUGUGUUUUACCAUGCGAUAUUGCUGUCAAUGACUGAUACUUGACUAAUCAUUUUCAAUAUAACUGAUUUUAAUUAUAAUUAAAUUUUUAAACAUCAAUUUUAAUAUA